UAUGCGGUGGGUCCGCAAGUUGUAAGCAAUAGGAAGGAAGAUGAGUCCAUAGCUGGCGAUCUGAGCGUUUCGCCCUCGAGGAUGAAGCUUAUCCCCAUCGUUUCACUAGCUCUCCUGGAAUAUGAAAUUGCCUCACCCUUAGACCUAUCAGUGAUGGAGAAGCCAACGAUGGAUGCGGGGGGAGGGGGCAGCGGAGGGCACUGCCGCACCGGCACCAAGGAACACCGAUCGGUGAAUCGGGAUCUGUUCUGUGGGCAACGGACGGGGCCAUGGGAGAAUCAAUCCGGCGCCACGGAGGCGUCAAGAAUUCACUGUUCUGGUGUCCAAAUAUCUCACCUCAACGUUGGCUCGGGGCAGGGGAAGAGCCGGCCGGCGGAAAGCACGUUGUCCUGUGUCGUUCGGCCCUGUUGGAAAAAGGGAAAGGAAAGGAGAAAGCAGAGAACCGCUGGCUAGGGCCACUAUCUUGGUUGGGUGGAAACCUCCUUUGGAAGAUUUUAUCAAAUUAAAAAUGGAUGCGUCUCUACGGUUGGAGCCUACUCCAAUGUACUAGAUGAAGAAGGUCGAGGUCGAUUUUCAGAUCCAACGGGUAUCGGAGGUUUUUAGCACUGGUUGCAUGAAUCUGAUUACGGGAUGCGAUCUCUUAAUAGCAUCCCAAGAUUUUGACUCUUGGUGGUCUAGGAGAUGAUAAGGGAGAUCCGGGACCUGUCAUAAGGACAUUUAAUUUUUUUCAAGUUUGCAGAGAUCCGGGACCUGUCAUAAGGGAGCUUAUGUCCAAUUCCAAAGAUGGUGUACACAGAAAAAGGUUCUGUUGAAAGACAGCCGGAUAACCCGAGAUUGCUCUGAGGAUUCCAGCCCAGCCACAUCCAUUUGGGCAGCAUGUACAGAUAAAGGAGCAUUUUGAAAGGUGCGAUGGACCACCCAAGAUAGAACCAAGUUAUCUGGCCCUAUCAUUGCCAUGCAAAGGUUUCCAUUGUUGGCAAAGAUUUGAAACCUGUUGUUGUGUGUGAGUGGCCUUGAUGAUAAGUCGAGAAAUUCUAAUCCUCUUUUGAACUUAGCGGCAUGACGUGGUGCAAUGUGAAGUCUGUUUUCCAUUUUCUUGCUCAAAAGUUCCUUUUG
Molecule: messenger RNA, 1116 nt
Organism: Rubroshorea leprosula
Lineage: Eukaryota; Viridiplantae; Streptophyta; Magnoliopsida; Malvales; Dipterocarpaceae
Source: the annotation of a GenBank genome assembly